AAGGAAAACAGAACAACAGAAGCGAGGAUGCAUGCUUACGGUAGAACCGCUGCGACUGGUGCCGUUCACCAACUCACUUGGAGUAACGGCUCUUCAUCUUCGCCCAAGGUUUCUGCUGGGCGUGGAUUUCCAUGCCAAGUUAGAUUCAAAUCCAUCAGGCCUUGUAAAACUUCUUGUAUUGAAGGAAGCUUGGUGACUGGGAGGCCAGCCUCUGAUCCAUCUGUUCAUGUGCCUGAUACUCGCAGUAGUGGGACUAGUUUUGUAGACUAUGCUCUCAGUGAAGCAGAUCCUGAAGUAUAUACAAUAAUUAAUAAGGAAAAGCAACGGCAAUUCAAAAGUUUGGAGCUCAUUGCUUCAGAAAAUUUCACAUCCCGAGCUGUUAUGGAAGCAGUAGGAUCUUGCCUCACAAACAAAUAUUCUGAAGGACUGCCUGGUAAAAGGUACUAUGGUGGCAAUGAGUACAUUGAUGAGCUGGAGAGGCUCUGCCAUGAAAGGGCUUUAGCAGCAUUUAAAUUAGAUCCAAAGAGGUGGGGUGUCAAUGUUCAACCUUUAUCAGGCUCUCCUGCUAAUUUUGAGGUUUACACUGCACUUCUUAGACCUCAUGAUCGAAUAAUGGGCUUGGACCUACCACAUGGGGGGCACUUGUCUCAUGGGUUCAUGACUCCUAAAAGACGGGUGUCAGGCACAUCAAUUUAUUUUGAGUCCAUGCCAUACAGGCUUGACGAAUCUACAGGUCUGGUUGAUUAUGAGAUGCUUGAGAAAACAGCUAAUCUUUUUCGACCAAAGCUCAUCAUUGCUGGUGCCAGUGCAUAUUCUCGGGAUUUUGAUUAUCCUCGUAUGAGAAAGAUAGCGGAUGCUGUUGGUGCUUUUCUCAUGAUGGACAUGGCUCACAUAAGUGGACUAGUUGCUGCUUCUGUGGUUGCUGACCCCUUCGAGUAUUGUGAUGUUGUAACUACGACCACACACAAGUCCUUGAGAGGUCCUAGAGGUGGUAUGAUCUUCUUCAAGAAGGACCCUGUUCUGGGAGUUGAUUUGGAAUCUACCAUCAACAAUGCUGUUUUCCCAGGCUUACAGGGAGGUCCUCAUAACCAUACAAUUGGGGGUCUGACUGUGUGUUUGAAGCAUGCUCAGUCACCAGAGUUCAAAGCUUAUCAGGCUCAGGUGAUAUCUAACUGUAAAGCUUUGGUUGGUCGAUUGAUUGAACAUGGGUACAAACUGGUUUCUGGUGGGAGUGAUAAUCAUCUUGUUCUGGUCGAUUUGAGGCCAAUGGACAUUGAUGGAGCUAGGGUUGAGAAAAUCCUUGACAUUGCGUCUAUAACUCUCAACAAAAAUUCUGUUCCUGGUGAUAAGAGUGCACAAGUCCCUGGUGGCAUUCGCAUUGGUACACCUGCAAUGACUACCAGAGGAUUUGGGGAGAAAGAAUUCAUAGCAACUGCAGACUUCAUUCACGAGGGUAUUCAGAUCACUCUGGAGGCAAAACAAUCUGUUGCAGGGAAAAAGCUCCAAGAUUUCUUUAAGUUCAUUGAAUCUCCAGAGUUUCCCUUGAAGAAACGUGUCAUGGAUCUGCAAAGCAGAGUUGAAGCUCUGACCAGCCAAUUCCCUAUGCCUGGAUUAUAGAUGGUUUUGUGGGAAGGAAAUUUUCUCGUGAGCA
Molecule: messenger RNA, 1651 nt
Organism: Telopea speciosissima
Lineage: Eukaryota; Viridiplantae; Streptophyta; Magnoliopsida; Proteales; Proteaceae
Product: serine hydroxymethyltransferase 3, chloroplastic-like
Exons: 12
Coding region: 28-1617 (529 amino acids)
Biological process (GO): L-serine catabolic process; folic acid metabolic process; tetrahydrofolate interconversion
Cellular component (GO): cytoplasm
Molecular function (GO): pyridoxal phosphate binding; glycine hydroxymethyltransferase activity; serine binding
Source: RefSeq, a predicted model, not a curated record